Messenger RNA from Periconia digitata, 777 nucleotides. NCBI's taxonomy places the organism in Eukaryota, Fungi, Ascomycota, Dothideomycetes, Pleosporales, Periconiaceae. The record is from the annotation of a GenBank genome assembly.
UUUUUGAGCUUGAUUACUAGUUUUUGGUAUUUCGUCUUGGGAUUUGCUCAGAAGAUGAACGGUACCGUCGACAAAGGAACGAAUAAUUAUUCUCAGACGCUGUCCAUUGGACAUGCUUCCCCAGCGAAGAUUCCGUGGAGAAGCUUGGGCCAAUAUAAGUACCGGAUCCUCGAAGAUGGCACGCAAACCCAGUAUCGAUUGUGCGUGAUCGAAAGCUUGAUCCCGCCACGCAGCGACGGCCCGGUAUUUCAUUUCCAUGAAAUGCACGACGAGGGGUUUUAUGUGACUAAAGGAAAAGUCCGGUUUCACUCCCCUGGACGCGGCACUCUGGACGCCAGCGCAGGCGACCUCGUUACUGUGCCGAUUCGGCUUCCCCACAAAUUUAGCAAUCCGUUUGAUGAGGAAGCUGUAUUUAUUAAUACAAUCACGCCGGGAUUUUUCGUCCGAUACUUUGAGUAUCUGGAGGAAAUGAUUGGAGAGGGUACGACGUUGACGAAGGAGGUGAAUAUGGAGGCAUUGAAGCGGUUUGCAACAGUGCCUCUGACGGAUGAUAUGGUGAGGCAAUUCGAGGAGGUAUUCGAGAAGAAGGAAUAGGGGUACAAUAGGAACGGUGCUAUGCAACCUCAUAUGCAAAGGACACUGAAGAUUACCCCAAACAAAAUUUGUGGCAAGCAUGAGCCAAUGACUUCUCUGUGUCAUCACUUGUAUUCCGUUAAGCAUUUUCUGCUUUAUAAUAUGUGGCGGUGUGAUAAUUAAAAUCUCAUGCACUUUAAACUC